AUGGCGAGAUCAAGGGCCUUUGCCUUGGUGCUCCUCUUCUGCGCCUUGUCAGCCUCUUACCACUUCGCCGUUUCUGCCCCGCCGCCUGCCAAGGAUGACUUCCUCUCGUGCCUCACCAAGGGCAUUCCUCCCCGCCUCCUGUACGCGAAGAGCUCGCCUGCGUACGCCUCCGUCUGGUCGUCGACCGUUAGGAACAUCAAGUUCUUGUCGGACAAGACGCUGAAGCCGCUCUACAUCGUCACCCCCACAGACGCCGCCCACAUCCAGGCCGCCGUCACCUGCGGCCGCAGGUACGGCAUGCGCAUCCGCGUGCGAAGCGGCGGGCACGACUACGAGGGCCUGUCGUACCGGUCCGAGAAACCAGAGCCGUUCGCCGUCGUGGACCUGUCCAAGAUGCGGUACGUGCACAUCGACGGCAAAGCCGGCACGGCGUGGGUGGAUUCCGGCGCGCAGCUCGGUGAGCUCUACUACGCCAUCGCGAGGGCGACCCCAAAGUUCGGGUUCCCAGCUGGCGUCUGCGCGACCAUCGGCGUCGGCGGCCACUUCAGCGGGGGCGGUUUCGGCAUGUUGCUGCGCAAGUACGGCACCGCCGCCGACAACGUCAUCGACGUGAAGGUGGUGGACGCCAACGGCAAGCUGCUCAAUAGGAAAUCCAUGGGUGAGGACCACUUCUGGGCCAUCAGGGGCGGUGGUGGCGAGAGCUUUGGCAUCGUGGUCGCGUGGCAGGUGAAGCUCGUUCCGGUCCCGCCCACGGUGACCGUGUUCCAGGUCCACAAGGGGAUAAAGGACGGCGCCAUUGACCUCAUCACCAAAUGGCAAGAGGUUGCACCGGCUUUUCCCGACGACCUCAUGAUCCGGAUCAUGGCGAUGGGGCAGGAUGCCAUGUUCGAGGCCCUGUACCUCGGCACGUGCAAGAACCUCCUCCCUCUGAUGAGCAGCCGCUUCCCGGAGCUGGGCUUGAACAACACGCACUGCAAAGAAAUGUCCUGGAUCCAGUCCGUGCCCUACAUCCCCCUCGGACCGAAGGGCACCAUCAAGGACCUCCUGAACCGGACGUCCAACAUCAAAGCCUUCGGCAAGUACAAAUCGGAUUAUGUCCGGGAGCCCAUCCCCAAGAGCGGGUGGGAGAAGAUCUUCACCUGGCUCGUCAAGCCCGGCGCCGGGGUGAUGAUCAUGGACCCCUACGGCGGCAAAAUCAGCGCCACCGACGAGGCGGCGACGCCGUUCCCGCACCGGAAGGGCAUCCUGUUCAACAUCCAGUACGUCAGCUACUGGUUCGGCGAGGGCGCUUCAGCGGUGCCGACGCAGUGGAGCAGGGACAUGUACGCGUUCAUGGAGCCGUACGUGAGCAAGAACCCGAGGGAGGCGUACGUGAACUACAGGGAUCUCGACCUCGGCGUCAACCAGGUGGUCGGCAACGUCUCCACCUACGACAGCGGCAAGGUCUGGGGCGAGAAGUACUUCAAGGGCAACUUCAAGAGGCUUGCUAUGACCAAGGGCAAGGUCGAUCCUGACGACUACUUCAGGAACGAGCAGAGCAUUCCACCAUUGCUCAAGUAA
Molecule: messenger RNA, 1560 nt
Organism: Phragmites australis (common reed)
Lineage: Eukaryota; Viridiplantae; Streptophyta; Magnoliopsida; Poales; Poaceae
Product: berberine bridge enzyme-like Cyn d 4
Exons: 1
Coding region: 1-1560 (519 amino acids)
Molecular function (GO): oxidoreductase activity; FAD binding
Source: RefSeq, a predicted model, not a curated record